Molecule: messenger RNA, 1333 nt
Organism: Penaeus monodon (black tiger shrimp)
Lineage: Eukaryota; Metazoa; Arthropoda; Malacostraca; Decapoda; Penaeidae
Product: low-density lipoprotein receptor-related protein 2-like
Exons: 8
Coding region: 179-1333 (384 amino acids)
Biological process (GO): receptor-mediated endocytosis
Cellular component (GO): plasma membrane
Molecular function (GO): protein binding
Source: RefSeq, a predicted model, not a curated record
AAGGCCCCGAGGGACACAGACUUCCCUCACCCGCGAAGUCGUCUCGAGCGAGGAUCCUGUGUCUCUCACCUUCAGGUACCGAGUACUAGGGACCAGCAAGUGCCUCUCGGUAGGGCAGCGAGGAGUAGGAGCAGACGAGGACAGCCCAGCCAGUGCCUCUCAGACGAACGUCAUCUGGAUGCAGUGCCGCGGAAAAGGAGAUCACUGGCUCCAAGAAUGCAUUAGUCUCCCCUCGUCAGAUAAGGAAUAUCAGGUGGUUCUGACAGCUGGCACGGGCGAACCGACGAGCGAGGUGUGGGUCGACGACGUGCAGGUGGUGAGUGCCAGCUGCAACGUGAGUGUCAGCCAGACGGCACCCGCGACCAGCUUGGCGACGCCCCCCCAGUGGAGAUGCAAGCCAGAGGGGUCUCUCUGCGGGAUGACGCAACCGCAGCUCGGACGCAGGGACUGGGUCUACGUGCAUGUGCCGCCCGCUGACGUCGACGGCAACCACACCACGAGCGCCCCUCCUCCGGCCACCCCCUCCAGCGCCCCCCAUGUGCACGACGCCCACUUGGCCGCCCCGCCCACGCCCGCUCAGGGGACGUGCAAGGACGGGACGCCCCUGGAAGCCUCGUGGGUGUGCGACGGGAUCCCCGACUGCGCCGAUGAGAGUGACGAGGAAAACUGUGAAUGUAAAGAGGAAAAUAACCUGGAAUGCGCAGUGACCGGCUCCUCGACCUUCCACCUCGGCGCCGGCGUGUGUGCAGAAGGAGCGUUCCGUUGCACAUCAGGCCGUGUUUGCUCAUCGGGAGACUGCGAGGAGCCCUUAGGACCUUGCUUGCCCAGAGAUCUAGUCUGCAACGGAGAGGCUGAUUGCUACGGAGCUGAGGACGAAGUUGCCUGUGUGGGCGUAGCGAGGACGAACCCUGAACAUGGUGGGCCGUGUUGUUGUUUUUCAGAGAACAAAUUUGGCGAAAAGAGCCUGCAGCAAGGAUAUUUGGAACAUAGAUCUUGGGAUGGCCUCUGCUUUAGGGUGGCACAUAUAUUGAAAGUUCUCAUAAGGAAGAAACUAGUAAAUAUGAUUAACACUCAAAGGCCUGAAAGCUGUACCAUAAGGCCACUACGAUCAGUAAUAGAGAUGGCAAGCCUUCCUAUGGGUGGCACCGAAGUCAAAACCAGAACACGUAAGUCCAUAUCUAUGGGCUGUCCAGACAAGAAGUCAGUUAGUUACAGCAACAGGAGCCCUGAACUCGGAUCAAACAAGAAGCAUUUGGAGAUGUCGGUAUAUAUGCAGAAGGACCAAGCUAGUGGUUUUUUGCUCUAUUGGAAGCGAAACCUGGACGCUAUCUAG